Balearica regulorum gibbericeps (East African grey crowned-crane) is the source of this 3866-nucleotide messenger RNA. The record is from RefSeq and is a predicted model, not a curated record. Lineage: Eukaryota; Metazoa; Chordata; Aves; Gruiformes; Gruidae.
GUGCGCAGAUUUGCAGAAGCAUUCUUUUGUCUUGAGCAUCCUAGGCAAGCUGCCCUUGCCUAUCAAGAACUACAUGCUCAAAGUCAUCUACAGAUGUGUGCAGCUAUCAAAAACACUUCCUUCUGCAGUUCUUUUCCACCCCUCCCUAUUGAAUGCAGUGAGCUAGAUGGAGAUAUGAACUCCUUGCCUAUAAUCUUUGAAGAUCGAUACUUAGAUUCAAUUACUGAAGAUCUGGAUGUACCCUGGUUGGUAGUUCAGAGUCUUCCAAGGUCAGAGUCCAAUAAACUGGAUAAAUUUGAAGCUGAAGAAGGUUUUGUAGCUGGUUUUACUAGCCCGGAACUGAAAAUAAGACCUGCAGGUGCCUCCAACCUUUGGCAUUCAGAAAGUGAAAAGACGCUAACAAAAACUUUGAAAGGGAAGAAUGAAGAUGCAAAUAAAUCCAAAGUUAAGGUUACUAAGCUCAUGAAAACAAUGAAACCUGAAAACACAAAGAAAGUUGUGAAACAGAACUCUAAGGACUCUGUGGUCUUAGUAGGCUACAAAUGUUUGAAAAGUGCAGCACUGGAAGAUGCCUCUAGAAGCUCAGAAGGCAGGCCUUCAUACAAUGCUAACGAAGGGCUGGACCCUGCAUUAGGUGGAUUGCCUUGUGAUACAAAGACCUGCACCAGGCAAGUAAGUCAAAGAGAACUUCUUUUUUUGCCGUCUGGAACUGAGGAAAAGACUGCCAGGAUUGAAGGUAUCCAACCAGGUCCAGGUAGCCCUGUGCACUGUGAAAAUGUGGCUAUUUUUGGUAGACUUACUAUCUCACAGGCAGAUUCUGGAACUAUACGAACAGAUAGUGGUCUACAACCCAGAGGUACACUUGAAGGUUGUCAUGGAGGUCAACCAGCUUCCUCAGGAGUCAGGACAAUUGAGGUCAAACCAAGUAAUAAGAAUCCCUAUGAAGGGGAGAAGGUAACUGUUCACAUUGGAUCAUGGGCUGAGUUUCCACAAGAUGGCAUGCAAGGAGAGAAUUUGCAGACACCCAACAUUCAGUCUUCGGAAUCUGGAAAUAAAUUGAAUUCAGGAGAACAGGAACCAGCGCUUGAAAAGGAAGAUGUCCACGAAAGAAACUUCCAACAUACCAGUGACGUCUUGACAAAAAUUAAAAGUAACCAGCCUACUCUUUCUACAAAAGAAAGUCAACUUUCUGCAAGUGGAGACAUGACUAAAUUACCAGAUGUUAGUGUGACGUAUGCCUCUUCUAGGUUUUCAGAUUCAGGUGUAGAAAGUGAACCAAGUUCUUUUGCAACUCACCCCAACCCUGAUCAGGUUUUUGAAAAUGUUCAAGGGCAAGGUGCAUACAAUGGUGAGAGAGUAUUUCCUCAGCUGUUACUAAAACCAGACUCUGCUUUAAAAAACGCAAUAGAAAGCCAUUGCACUGAGAGUACCAGUGCUGUAAGUGAAAUACAGUCAUCCCUGACAUCCAUAAAUUCUCUGCCUUCAGAUGAUGAUGAGCUGUCACCUGAUGAGAAUUCAAAGAUAUCGAUUGUACCUGAAUUUAAGCUAAGUGACAGUAAAACAGUAUUGGAUCUUGGAGCAAUUGACUUGCCAAAAUGCGAUGACGGCAAAAAAGCAAACACCAAUUUGCAGCAACAGUGUGUUGUAUUUUCAGGGCACUUGGAUAACAAACCCCUGUCUAUACAUUCCUUGCUCUCAGGAACAAAAGAUCUUUUACACUUAGUUGUUUCAGAUGAGGAUACGUCUACUGAUGUGAAAAGUUACAGCCCACAGGCAGAUCUUGGCACAACCUGCAAGGACUCUCAGGACAUUGAAAAGCAUCUUAACACUACAGAAGAAACGGUUAAAUUGCAUUUGGCAAUUACUUGCAUGGGUGAGCCAUCUGUUGUUUCAGGUCCUUCAUCUGUAAAUGCAGUGUAUGAGGUUGAAAAAAAAAACGAAGGAAAACAUAACGAGCCUUUAGAACUAAAGGAGACAACUGACGAACUGUCAGUAGCUAAAAGUGAAACUGGUACAGAUAAUCCUUCUCCAACUAGUAGUACUGACAUGGUAAAGCAAGGGCUUGUUGAAAACUAUUUUGGCUCUCGAAGCAGUACAGAUAUUUCAGAUAUUUGGCCUAUGGACAACAGCAAUCCUGUUAGCCCUCAAAAGGAAACAUAUGAAAAACAAGUAAUUUGCUCUUCCCAGCAAGAUGAGGAAGAAGAGGAGGAUCAAGAAAUGAUUGAAAAUGGGUAUUACGAAGAAGCAGACUAUAGUAUAUUAGAUGGAGCUUCCAGUGCAUACCAGGAUCAUGGCUCAGCAGAAGAGAGAGCCCUGAGAUCUGAAAGGAUUGAUAGUGGGCAUCUGCGAGAUGGAAUGACUGUGCCUCCUGUCUGCACUCCUGGUUGUCUGGCUUUUCCUUCUUCUCUGAGAGACUCUCCUUGCAAUGUUAUCUGUUCUUCAAGGAAUAAAUCUGAUGCAAUUACACAACAGCCAGGCGGUACAUCCUACAGCUCAGCUGCAUCUGUUUCCUGGUGUGAAAGCUCCCCAAAACCUCAAAUGUUAGCUUUUCUGCAGGCUAAAGAAGAAUUGAAGCAACUCAAACUUCCUGGAUUUAUGUAUAGUGACGUUUUCAAACUGGCUUCUUCAGUACCUUAUUUCAGUAUGGAAGAGGAUGACUGUUCAGAAGAAGGAAUACAUCUCAUAGUCUGCGUCCAUGGCCUAGAUGGUAACAGCGCAGAUCUAAGAUUAGUGAAGACUUACAUUGAGCUAGGGCUGCCUGGAGGGAGAAUAGACUUUCUUAUGUCUGAAAGGAAUCAGAAUGAUACCUUUGCUGAUUUUGAUUCCAUGACAGAUCGCCUUUUAGAUGAAAUUAUACAGUAUAUACAAAUUUAUAAUCUAACCCUUUCAAAAAUCAGCUUUAUUGGACACUCACUGGGUAAUUUAAUAAUCCGUUCAGUGCUCACGAGACCUCGAUUUAAAUAUUACCUCAACAAACUUCAUACCUUCCUGUCUCUGUCAGGACCACAUCUUGGUACCCUCUACAACAGCAGUGCUCUUGUUAAUACAGGACUGUGGUUUAUGCAGAAGUGGAAGAAGUCUGGUUCUUUAUUGCAAUUGACGUGUCGAGACCAUUCAGAUCCACGACAAACCUUCUUAUACAAACUUAGUAAAAAAGCAGGUCUUCAUUACUUCAAAAACAUCGUGUUAGUAGGCUCUCUGCAGGAUCGUUAUGUUCCUUAUCACUCCGCUCGCAUUGAGAUGUGUAAAACAGCUUUAAAGGAUAAACAAUCAGGACCAAUUUAUGCUGAAAUGAUCCAGAACCUGCUUCUGCCAGUUCUUCAAAAUAAGGAAUGUAAUUUGGUUCGUUACAAUGUAAUUAAUGCAUUACCCAAUACAGCAGAUUCUCUCAUAGGGAGAGCUGCACACAUUGCUGUUCUUGAUUCAGAAAUAUUUUUAGAAAAAUUCUUUCUUGUUGCUGCCCUAAAAUAUUUUCAGUAGAGAAAAGCAUUGUAAGAGACUUGGUUAUUACCUCAUUAACAAAUGAAUCAAAUAAUGUGUGGUAUUAAAGUAUAGCUGCAGCUGUAUUUUAAGAGAUAUUUAUACUUUUUAUAUGGAAGAUAAUUUAUAUCAUCCACACUUAGGGCUUUUUAACAUCAACUUUACUUUCUAGGUAAUGUGGCUGUGCAAUAUUUUUUUUAUUUUGUUCUUUUUACUUUUCUAUUACUUUUUCUUAAUUUUGGGUACCUAAUUAUUUGGAGAUUAAAGCACAGUGCGUACUUUUGGUUGGUUUAUUAUUGGCUCUUCAACUACAGAAGUCAAUGUUACUUGGCUACAUUUUACAAGAGGCUUUAGAUGCCAAAAUAAAUUGUAUUUUAAAAUUCUAA